Molecule: messenger RNA, 2409 nt
Organism: Callorhinus ursinus (northern fur seal)
Lineage: Eukaryota; Metazoa; Chordata; Mammalia; Carnivora; Otariidae
Source: RefSeq, a predicted model, not a curated record
UGGAUACAUCGGGUUGGAAUAUGCUUAGGAUGUUGAUCAGAGUGUUGACAGAAAGAAUGUUCAAACAUCUUCGGAAAUGGUUUGUUGCUCACUUUUUGGGGCAUUCUCGGCAAAGAGCAAGACUGGUCUCCAAAGAUGGAAGGUGCAACAUAGAGUUUGGCAACGUGGAGGCCCAGUCAAGGUUUAUAUUCUUUGUGGACAUCUGGACAACUGUGCUUGACCUCAAAUGGAGAUACAAAAUGACCAUCUUCAUUUCAACCUUCUUGGGGAGUUGGUUCUUCUUUGGUCUUCUGUGGUAUGCGGUAGCCUACAUUCACAAAGAUCUCCCUGAGUUCCAUCCUUCUGUCAACCACACCCCUUGUGUGGAGAACAUUAAUGGCUUGACCUCAGCUUUUCUGUUUUCUCUGGAAACACAAGUGACUAUUGGAUAUGGAUUCAGGUGUGUGACAGAACAAUGUGGCACUGCCAUUUUCCUUCUUAUCUUCCAGUCUAUACUUGGAGUCAUCAUCAAUUCUUUCAUGUGUGGUGCCAUUUUAGCCAAGAUCUCCAGACCCAAAAAACGUGCCAAGACCAUUACAUUCAGCAAGAACGCAGUGAUCAGUAAGCGGGGCGGGAAGCUUUGUCUCCUAAUCCGAGUGGUUAAUCUUAGGAAGAGCCUCCUUAUUGGGAGUCACAUAUAUGGAAAGCUCCUGAGGACCACAGUCACUCCUGAAGGAGAGACUAUUAUUUUGGACCAGAUCAAUAUCAACUUUGUAGUUGAUGCAGGGAAUGAAAAUUUAUUCUUCAUCUCCCCAUUGACAAUUUACCAUGUCAUUGAUCAAAACAGCCCCUUCUUCCACAUGGCAGCAGAAACUCUUCCCCAGCAAGACUUUGAGUUAGUAGUGUUUUUAGAUGGCACAGUGGAAUCAACCAGUGCUACCUGCCAAGUCCGAACAUCCUAUGUCCCAGAAGAGGUGCUCUGGGGCUACCGUUUUGCUCCCAUGGUAUCCAAGACUAAGGAAGGGAAAUACCGAGUGGAUUUCCAUAACUUUAGUAAGACUGUGGAAGUGGAGACUCCUCAUUGUGCCUUGUGCCUUUAUAACGAGAAAGAUGCUAGAGCCAGGAUGAAGAGAGGCUAUGACAAUCCCAACUUCAGCUUGUCAGAAGUCAAUGAAACAGAUGACACCAAAAUGUGACAGUGGUUUUUCAACAGGAGUAAAGCAAAGUCUUGAAGAUACCUAGUGACUAGAAGUAUUAGGAAGCAAUCAACAAUUUGAGGAUAUGAAAUUAGGACAAGAGCCUUCAACGUCUAUCAGCACCAUGCCCCUGAAUCCCACAGCCAUGAUUUUACAAGACAGGUAGCUCUACAAGGCAACUGCAUUAGAACAUGCAAUAUUCUUACAGGAAAUAGCAGUAUGGAAGCCAUAGGAGUUCACUUGGUAUCUUGAAUAUGAUUAUUUGAAGUCAUGCAGUGUUGAUAGAAACAAAAUCAUCAAAAGUUUAAUGGACAGGCCAAAUGAGAUCUUAAAAUUCUCCUUGAAGAAGUUAUGAGCUUUAGAUAGGAUCAGGGAAAAACCAUAUUCUCGUUUUUAUUCUACUGAUAAGAAAUAAGUCACUUUUAAUAUUGGCUUUUAUCAAGGGAAAAAUGGUCUCCCUCAGAGAGCCAUUUUUGGUUGGUUGGAGGAGAUGAACUAAUCAGAGACAGUAAGAAAAGACUGGUAGGUACCCCAAGAAAAUCUGUGAGGCUCUGAGCUUCUCCAACCCUGGUUGUUGGAGCUUUCAUCUUAGUCUGGGUCAUGCUGUGUUUCCUGAAGAGCAAGGGAAGGCUCAAGCCAUGGACCUUGCAUCUCUAUGUAUCCAACGUGGAGAGGAACACUGAACUCAACCUGCUUUAUGGUGCAUCCAGACACUGUAGCCCAAGUUGGGUUUUGGCCCAAAUGAUCUCACAUGGUACAUUUAGAGGCUAAAUCAUCACUCUAGAAAUCUCAGUGAAUACUUUCCUGAAGAAAGAAUGCUUGAUCUGAACAUGGUGGUGAUAUUUCUUCCAAUUUGUGUUAGGUGGGAUAAAGGGCUACAAAUCUGUUAAAAGAAUAUUUCCUGAUCUUCCAAGAAGGCAGUGAAGAGUUUAAAGGCACAAUGCCAGUUUAGAAGGGACAAUACUGCUAGUGCUUCUGAGAAAAAGGGAUCUUGUGUUUUUCUGCCUUGAGUUUGUACUGAAAUGCUGUUUCUAAAGAAGACUCGUGGAAAGGAAAGGGAUGGUCUGUGACCCCUCAGGGAGGUAAACACGAGGUGUGUUUUUCUCUGAGGGCCAACACUGCAUCUUUCUCAAAGGGACCAGCUUAAUAUAAGGAUUGAUCUCUAGGGAAGGGUUUUACUGUGAAUGUCUCAUUCGGUCCUCCACCUCCAUUAUUUUGAAUCUAUCCUGGGAAG